Molecule: messenger RNA, 633 nt
Organism: Chlorella variabilis
Lineage: Eukaryota; Viridiplantae; Chlorophyta; Trebouxiophyceae; Chlorellales; Chlorellaceae
Exons: 5
Coding region: 1-633 (210 amino acids)
Source: RefSeq, a predicted model, not a curated record
AUGAAUGCUUCUGACGCCGAGCGGCAGGACCUGCUGCCGGGCUCGCUGUCGGCGGCGGGAGGCAGCAGCGCCCCCCCCCCUGGCGGCGGCGACUGCCUGCUGCACAUCUGCCGCGUCUUCAACUUCCUCACCUCCGUCUGCGCCCUCCUGUGUGCCUUGGCCUUCGGCAUGUCCAUGUGGGUGCGGGGCGACGCCACAGUUAAGGACGCAUACUUCUACAGUGGCCAAGCGGUACGCGUGUUUGGUAUCGCCAUCGCGCUGCUCAUCGUACUGGUGGAGACUGAGUGGCACCGCUUCAUGCACCUGGUGCCGCUGCUGGACGCCUGGCUCGGGCGCGGCAUCCUGCAUAUCUUUGAGGCCACCCUGACCUUCCGGGAGGCGUAUCCCAGCGGUACCACCGACUUCCACAAGUCGCUGGAGCUGUACCGCUCGGCCGCCAGCCUGAGCCUGCUGGUGUGCGGCUCUGUGUACAUCCUGGGCGCGGUGACAUGCAUCGGCGUGAUAAAGAACGCCAAGCAGCGCCAGGAGCAGCAGGUGCAGCGUGCGGAGGCGGAGCUGGAGCGCAUGGAGCGGCGCAAGAAGGAGCUGGAGCGGCAGCUUGGGCGCCCGCCGCCGGCGGGCUUGUUCCUCUAG